AUGUCUAAAGAUCAACAUGAUUUGAGGCGGGAACUCAGUGAACUAAUAAAGAAGCGCGCAGAAAUCGCGGAAACUCUUGAGGCGCUAGAAAACCAAAUAUAUAAUUUUGAAGGAUCUUAUCUUGAAGAGACGGCAGAGUAUGGGAAUGUUAUAAAAGGAUGGGACCGGUACGCCCUUGCAAUGCCUCCUUCAAAAUCUGGAGUAAAACUGGAUAAGAAGUUAGCAUCACGGAAGGCAGAUAAAGAUGCAGAUCGAUUAUUUUCCUACUCGUCAGUAACAUCACCUGCCGCCUUGAAACAUGCGCAGCAACCGCCUCCUCCUAGUAUAACCUCCUCUGGAGCACCACUAACACCAACGAUGCUAAAAAAUGAUAACGUAGAAGAUGAAUCAUCUCGAGAAAUGAGAAGAUCCAAGAAGAGAAAAGCGGAGCCGGAUUACUAA
Strongylus vulgaris is the source of this 441-nucleotide messenger RNA. NCBI's taxonomy places the organism in Eukaryota, Metazoa, Nematoda, Chromadorea, Rhabditida, Strongylidae. The record is from the annotation of a GenBank genome assembly.